Messenger RNA from Manihot esculenta (cassava), 1452 nucleotides. RefSeq names its product nudix hydrolase 2. The transcript has 9 exons. Lineage: Eukaryota; Viridiplantae; Streptophyta; Magnoliopsida; Malpighiales; Euphorbiaceae. Gene Ontology annotation, molecular function: ADP-ribose diphosphatase activity; NAD binding; NADH pyrophosphatase activity. The record is from RefSeq and is a predicted model, not a curated record. The coding region runs from base 185 to 1099 and encodes 304 amino acids.
CCAUUCGUCAAAGGAAAAGAGUGGAAUUACGUCAUCGAGCACUUCAGCGCGCAGUAGUUUUCCCCCAUCGAUUCUCGGCUCCUUAUAAAUUCAGCUACGCCACCCAUUCGAAUUCAAAGCACGAUUGCAGAGCCUCAUUCACUAGAGACUAUAGUGCCCGUUGACUUAAUUUACUGUUCCAACUAUGGUUGAAUCUGUGUCAAUUUUGGGAAAUUCUGCACCAAUUGAAAAUGGUGUUAAUCAUGUUAAAUUGCUUCCUGCAUCUAAUGAUGAUCAUGAGGGUGUAAUAGUUGACAUGAAGGAGCCUAUGGAACCUGACGUAUUUCUCACCUUGCUCAGAGCUUCAUUAUCACUGUGGAGGCAACAGGCGAAGAGGGGAGUUUGGAUUAAGUUACCCAUUGAACUUGUAAAUCUUGUAGAAACUGCAGUUAAGGAAGGAUUUUGGUACCACCAUGCUGAGCCAAGUUACCUUAUGCUUGUUUACUGGAUUCCUGAAACUGCAAGUACAAUCCCUGCUAAUGCUUCACAUAGAGUAGGUAUUGGUGCUAUUGUCAUUAAUGACAAAAGAGAGGUGCUUGUUGUCCAGGAAAAGAGUGGCAGAUUUCGAGGAACAGGGGUGUGGAAAAUUCCCACUGGAGUUGUUGAUGAGGGUGAGGAUAUCUUCAAGGCAGCUAUGAGAGAAGUAAAAGAAGAGACAGGAAUUGACACAGAGUUUCAGGAGAUUUUGGCGUUCAGACAGUCACACAAAUCAUUCUUUGGGAAGUCAGAUUUAUUUUUUCUGUGCUUCCUGCAUCCCUUAUCUUUUGACAUCCAGAAUCAAGAACUAGAAAUUGAAGCAGCCCAGGUAAUUUCGGGAAAUGCACAAGGCGUUACCUCUCUAGUAAUUCAGUGGAUGCCAUUUGAGGAAUAUGCGGCUCAACCGUUUGCCCAGAAGCAUGAACUUUUCAAGUAUAUUGCUGACUUAUGCUUAGCAAAGCUGGACCGAAGUUAUGCUGGAUUUUCUCCAUUGCCUACAACAUCAUUUUUUAAUGACCAGAUAAGUUACUUGUAUUCAAACAUCCAAGAUUUGAAGCGUACAAGUUCCGCUGAUCACCAAUAGAAACGGGCUUAUAUUGUUGGUGGAACCAUAUUAUUUCAUUUAUUGAUGUUUCUCUUUCGCACUUAAUGAGAAAAAGCGCAUGCUUGAAAUGUGACAAAUUCCAAAGUAACAUGUUAAAGAGUACAGAAUAAGCCUAAUCGGCAGAUCUUUUGUAAUAGUAAGCUCCAAAAAACUAGCAAGUUCGUCAUUGUAGUGUCGCGGGAAUGAUAUGCCAUUUUUCAUUAAUUGUUCCUGUAAUGAAAGCAUAGGAUAACAUGUUAAAAGUACUUAAAUGUAAGGAAAGAAUGGGAUUGUCUCUUGUUAAAGAGUACUUAAAUCACCUUUCCUUUUAUUUAUUAUCUUUUUCUUGGACA